CCUAUUUCUCCAGAACGAUUAUUCUUAACUAUUUUAAUUAAUACCCUGUGUCUUCCCUUGUCUAAUUUGGGAUCUUUCAUGUUGUCUGCAAUACGUUUUCCUUCGUGCUUAACAAGAAAAGUUUUAAUCCCACAUUCCCCUCCCCUCUGGGAACUCUAGCUGUCUCCUCGUGGUGGUGACAGAUGACUGAUUUUAGAUCGGAAUUUUUGGUGGGUAUUUCGCAUCUCUGACUCUGGGUUCUAUAAUCUGUCCACACCAAUUAAGAAGACACCUACCGAAGCAUUCAUGUUAGUGGGUUCCAAUCAAUUACAUGUCAGCUUCACCCAGUCAAUUUUAUCGGAAAGUUCAUCCUGGUUUCCUAACUUCUGCUAGUGAUUCUUAUUCAAGGCUUAAAGUUUAUGGCUUAGUCGGUGAUUCAAAAACCAAGUGCUCUGGCCUCAGUUUCAUUCAUGACUUUUGAGACAAGGCUCUUUCAACUUUUCUUUUUCAUGUAAAAAUGGAAAAGAAACGAAAGAUUGUGGAGUAUAGGGAGAGGCUUGACAAGACACUUUCCUCACCUGAUCUGACAAACGAGGAGGCACUAAAAGCCCUUGUCGAAAGGCAACUACAUUCUUUAGGACAAGAAAUAGAAGGGUAUGAGCACCAGGAGAAAGCAGUGGAAACCAGGGCUGCUGAAGUGUCCAAGUUUCUUGAUAUGUUGAGGAGUGUUUCUGCAGAUGGUAGUGGCAGGUCUAAAACAUUACAAACGGAUUGGAAAUUGAAACAAGAUAAUGAAGAGUUUCGUGUUAUGUAUCGUGAAGGACCAGAGGGAACUCCUUUUCAUACAUUGCUAGCUGAAGGCUACGUUGAUGGGCCUGUAGAUGUUUGUUUAUGUAUGUCAUGGGAGACGCCCCUGUACAAGAAAUGGUGGCCUCAGUUUACUGUUCCCACUUUCAAAAUCCUGGUGAGUGACUGUUUGCAGAGGGCCCGGAUUGGGGAACAAUUAUCUCUAGUAAGGGUGAAGCUUUCAUGGCCACUUUCCACAAGGGAGGCUGUCAUGCACUAUUAUCUGUUUGAGUACUUCCAGGAUGACUUAAUUGUUGUUAUUAUAAAUACGAUUCCUGAUUCAAAGAGCUUUGAUGGGCUCCUUUAUGGCUUCAACAAUGAAGCAAUUCCUGAAGCGACGGAUGUGGUUAGAAUUGAUGUUGUGGGAGGCUUUGCUUUGCAAAAGGUGACAUCAGAAAGAAGUUAUUUUCGGACGAUAGCAAACAUGGAUAUAAAGUUGGAUAUUGUACCUCCAUCACUUAUCAACUUCAUCUCAAGACAGCUCAUUGGCAGUGGUUUCAGACUCUAUCAGAAGUCAGUGGCUUCAAUGAUGGACCAUGAUGAAGCAUUUAUUAAAGCCUUGGAGGAGCCAUUGUAUUCGAGACUUCGUGAAGCGCUAUACGUUAUUGACGGGUCGAGGAAGGCUGUGGAUGCUGGAGAGCUUAAGCAAGGUGUAAACAUUCUCCCAGCUGAAGAUGUUACUGAGAGCAAGCAAGAUGAGACAAAAGAUGUGCCUUGGGAGGAGGAUAAGGGCAACUAUCAGGCAGAUGACUCCACAUCAGUGAAUGAAGUAGCACUAGAUAACGGCAAUGCCUAUGGUGAGAUUGUGGAGGCAGAUGGGGAAGAAACUGAGCACACUGAAGAGGAUGACGGGAAAGUAAAAUAUUUUCCAAUUAAGGAAGAUAAUAUGAGUCAGUUAAAGGGCAAAAGGAAUGUACAUAUCAGAGCAGAGGUAGAGCAGGCUCUCGAAACAUUGGAGAAGGCCAUUUCAGUUGUUAGAGAGUAUGGAUUUCAUUCCAACCAGCCCUCUCCUAGCUUCAACUUCACCUGUGAAAAGGAUGACAAAGUUUAUAUAUAUUCCCGAGAACUUGGUCAGUUUUGUUCCAAAAAGGAGGUUAGUACUGUCAAAGUCCUAGACAAAGAGAUACUGGAGGAAAAUUCUCAAGAGGCACUUCGGAAUAAUCCUGACAUUCACAGUUUAAGGCGUACUGGUACAAAUUCUAAUUUAAAGGAAGUAAACUACAACAAAGUAGUACCAGCUUCUCCAGAGCCAGAGCAGAAUGUUUCAUUCCCUAUAUGUUAUUCGGAAAAUGGGGCAACAGAGAUCCCAACUUUGAACCAAAACACACUGGACAGUGGCAAGCAAUCAGACGCUGUUACAAUCCAAGAUACGUCUUCAGAUCAACCAAAGAAGUCGAGUAGGCUAAAAAAGCAUCAAUACUGUUGUUUUCUGCCUUCAUCGAGUGGAAAACUUCGAUGGCUAAGAGCAGAAGAUAAGAAAAUAGGGUAAUUACUGGCUUAUUGUCAACCUGCUAUUCAAGAAUCUAGUUGAUGCCGGUAUUGUAACAUCAUGGUGGUUAUAUAUGCCACCCAGGUUCUUCCCUUUGUUUUCCUUGAAUAAUAUUUUCCGCUGGAAAUAGUAUCUAUGUAACAUUAGGCUAUUCUUGUUAUCCACAGAGGCAAUAGACUAUUCUUUUGCUGAUCAA
This is a messenger RNA of Prosopis cineraria, 2510 nucleotides long. RefSeq lists its product as uncharacterized. Lineage: Eukaryota; Viridiplantae; Streptophyta; Magnoliopsida; Fabales; Fabaceae. The record is from RefSeq and is a predicted model, not a curated record. The transcript has 12 exons. Bases 497 to 2314 code for a protein of 605 amino acids.